Messenger RNA from Ylistrum balloti, 1500 nucleotides. RefSeq lists its product as uncharacterized. NCBI's taxonomy places the organism in Eukaryota, Metazoa, Mollusca, Bivalvia, Pectinida, Pectinidae. Gene Ontology annotation, molecular function: zinc ion binding. The transcript has a single exon. The record is from RefSeq and is a predicted model, not a curated record. Bases 1 to 1500 code for a protein of 499 amino acids.
AUGCCGAAGAAGAACACACAACCCGAGGCCACGAUUAGCAGGAAAUGCCCGAGUCACCCUCAGAAUGACGUAAUGUUCGCGUGUAAAAAUUGUAUGGAAGAUCUGGUGUGCUCACAUUGUGUAGCGACAACACAUAACGGGCACUACUUUGUUGAGUUGAGUGAUUUUGUGCUGCAGAAAAAAGAUGACAUCGACCAAUUUCUCCGAGAAUCUGAACGAGAUUUGCCGCUGGUGAAAAAUAAGAUUGCAGCGACGGAGAAAAAUUUGAAUGGAAACGAUGGCUACUUCAAAGACAUUGUGAAUGAUAUCCAGCGACAAGCGACGGAGCUGAAGGCAGAAAUAGACAAGAUCAGCGACAAUUAUAUCUUACUUUGCGAACAAAUGGAAGAAGAAAAUAAAGAAAAUCUCCGGAAAUUCAAGCAAGAACUAGAAUUUAUAUAUAGCGGUAUGGCCACGCUCGUGAAGACGUGCCGUGACGCGAUCGCGUCAGAUGACGAUAUGGAGAUCAUAUACGCGGAAAGAAAGAUACCUGAGGAUCGUGAAAUCCCGAGUGAUUUUCCGUUAAAGGCCGCCAUUUUCCGCCCUGGGAAUUCCGGUACAGAACAGAAGAUCCGCGUCUUUGGAACGCUCGCAAUUGAAGGUAGCCAGAGUUUGAGCGAGCGGUCCGCGAUUUCCUCGACGCCUGAAAAUCUGGAGGUGAUUUCGGAGUUCCAGCACAAUAAAAGAAUCCAUUCCAUGUGUCCAGUAGAAGAGAAUGUCUGGUUGCUGGAACGACUUAGUCAAGAGAUUGCUCUCGUCAAUCUUAGCGGAGCAGUCCAACGCACGAUUACAAGCGAGUCCCGAGUUUUUGACAUUGCAGUCUCCAAAACAACUUCUGACUUGUGGCUUGCGUGCGAGGACCGGACGAUUCGCGAAGUACAUACGUCGACCAUUCCUGUCAUCAGAUUCCGGGUAGAGGAAACUCCACGAUGUCUAUGUAUCACAGGAGAUGAUUACAUUGUCAUCGGCAUGGACCGGAAGAUCAUCAUCUAUUCAAGCGAGGGACAUAUUGCUAGAGCGAUGGACAAAUUUAGCCCAUUGGCUCGCAUGAUGAAACGCCCUCAUCACAUGACGGCAUGCGACCGCGCUGGAGAAGUGUCUGUUAUCGUAUACGACAAUCAAAUCACGCGCAAACUCCACGUGACUGUUGUUGACGAGAACUUGCAUCUGAAGUAUCACCAUGAGGGAGACUGUAUAACAGUCCGGAAUGGAACCAUCCGCGCUUCCGGUUACAAUCCGUCCCGAAAAUUCAGACCAUAUGAUGCGUGCUACGACAAACAGAAAAACUUGCUAAUAACGGACAUGAACAACAAGAGCGUGGUGAUCGUGCACGGGAAAAACAAGAAGAUGGAGACGUUGACGACAGAAGACUUCGAGCCUCAUGGUAUCGCCCUGCAAGACAAUGGUAACCUUUGGGUCGGUCUCGAGGGCAACAAGGUCAAGGUCUACAAAUAUAAAUAG